AUGUUUCUUCCACGAACUUUACUGAGCCGAGCGAUGCCCUGGAGCGAGCGUGUCUACUUCAGGCAACGUGCCGACGCCACGCGUAAACCGCUGAAUGGUCACUACCAAGCCGACUUGGAACUAGACUGGCCGAAAAAGACCAAGAAGUGCUCGUUUCUUGGAUUCCGGUACUGGAUGGUUCUUGCUUUUUUGAGUUUUUUAUUAGGUCUGCAGGGAACCGUUCGUUUUUAUCGCAGCCGAGCUCAUCUCAGUGAGGGCGCAACAUUUGCACCGGAGGCGGCCCUCGUGCGUCUGCACAGCGCCUACUGGAAUUUUUUGGAGCACCUCAGCACGCACUGUAAGUCAGCGGCUCCUCGACGGCUCAGAGUUCAGGGAAGUCAAGUGCAUCUGGCUAUCGUCCGACCGUUCUCCACGAAGCAUGUUGACUUGCUUGAACGUCGCACGCAGGACUGGAUCCAGAUGCCGCACGCUAUUCCUUGUCUUCGCAGCAGGGAUGACGAGCAAAACCUGAUGACCGCUGAUGUGGACCUUAUAUUCGUGUACAGCGCGUCGGAGUCGGAGCAUCGUGCGCACGAUGAGGGGUUUCGGGCGCGUUUGCUCGGUGCCGCCCAACCGCUUCUACAGAACGCAUCUCAAGUGUCCUGCUUUCGACAGAUUCAUUUCUGGGGGCACGUCAUCGAUAUGCGCGAAAGCGACGUGCAUCCCGAUGUCACUUGUGAUAUGUUUUACUCGAUAAUGGAACGCCUCGCGGAAAUCAAUGACACCAAAUAUGGCCCCUAUACACACUUCAUGCUCAUGGAACCGGACGUACAGCCGGUCCAAGCAGGCUGGUUGUCUGAAGGCAUCCAAGAUCUUGCUCAUAUAGCAGCCGUAGAUGGCACGUGGGUGAUUGGAAGCAUCUCGCAUAACCCCAUGGAUUAUCGCGAUUACCAUAUGAACGGGAACGCUUUGUACGCGUUAAAAGACAAGGCGUUUCGCGUCGAGUAUCUGCGCAAUCGAGUGCAGCGCCGUUAUCGACGCAAUGCACGUGUACCCUUUGCAGAUGGAUGUAGUGGUACUGCAUAUGGCGGCUAUGAUGUAUCCCUUACAGGAUACCUGUAUGACCUGCCGAUGAAUCGAGACGAGUGGCGCUACGUCACCCAGGUAUUUCAUCGGUUUCGAGCAACAGAUCGAAUUCUGAAUAUGGGGAACGCGCCGGACUGGCGACCGUGGCGCACUGAUUACGGUAUCGGUUGUAGAAGUAUGCUGGUACACGGAAAGAGUGCAAACAAUGUGCGGAACAUUUGGGAUCCCGCUGAGCAAGGCUGGACGGUCGAGAAAGGUACCAGCUCCGGACGACCUACCAAAACCCAGAUUUACUGCGAGAUCAGCCGCUUUCUGGAGCAGUUGACAGAGUCGGCGGAUCCCGAGUGUACAUACCGUUUCUGCCAUUCAGAGACACCCUAUCCGCCGCGUAUUUUUAUGGAUUGGGUCCGCGCACAACUGGACUCCGCUUGA
Molecule: messenger RNA, 1497 nt
Organism: Cyanidioschyzon merolae strain 10D
Lineage: Eukaryota; Rhodophyta; Bangiophyceae; Cyanidiales; Cyanidiaceae
Exons: 1
Coding region: 1-1497 (498 amino acids)
Source: RefSeq, a predicted model, not a curated record